CGGUUACUUUUUUAAUUUACAUAGACAAACGCACGCACGCUUUUAUUCGACAUUUCACCCAAAAAACUCAUUUGUAUUUCAUCAAAACCACUAUUGAAACAAAAGUACAGUUUAAAGAAAAGGGCCGCCCAGAUCGUGCCGCCAGAAGUAGUCCGUCCGCCGCCGAAGUCAGACCAAAAAAAACGCACGAAAUUGACGACUACUUGCUUAACGAGUAGAAGAGAACCACCGGCGACACCUAAGGGAGAGAAAAUAACGACUGUAGAAAAGAAGAAAUAAAUCAAGAUGCCGAAGCCAGUAGUACAAGAAGGGGAUGAUCCCGAUCCAACCCCAUAUCUCUUCGUGUCUCUUGAGCAAAAGAGAAUCGACCAGUCUAAACCCUACGAUGGAAAAAAGGCUUGCUGGGUCGCCGACGAAAAAGAAGGAUAUGUCCUUGGUGAAAUUAAAGCCACCAAGGGUGAAUUGGUCACUGUCACUUUACCUGGCGGUGAGACCAAGGACUUCAAAAAGGAUGCACUGCAGCAAGUGAACCCGCCCAAGUAUGAAAAGGCUGAGGAUAUGUCCAACUUGACCUACCUGAACGAUGCCUCAGUCCUCCACAACUUGAAGCAACGUUACUACCAUAAGCUCAUCUACACCUACUCAGGCCUUUUCUGUGUGGCCAUCAAUCCCUACAAAAGAUUCCCCGUAUAUACAUUUAGAUGUGCCAAGUUAUACCGUGGUAAGAGGCGUAGCGAAGUCCCUCCCCACAUUUUCGCCAUUUCUGACGGAGCUUACGUAAAUAUGUUGACCAACGCUGAAAAUCAGUCUAUGUUGAUCACUGGUGAAUCUGGAGCCGGAAAGACUGAGAACACGAAGAAGGUAAUUGCGUACUUUGCCACCGUCGGUGCUUCAACAAAAAAAGAUAAAGAAGACCCGAACGCAAAGAAAAAGGGUUCCCUCGAAGAUCAGGUCGUACAAACCAAUCCCGUACUUGAGGCCUUCGGUAACGCUAAAACCGUCCGUAACGAUAACUCCUCUCGUUUCGGUAAAUUCAUCCGUAUUCACUUCGGUCCUUCUGGAAAACUGGCCGGAGCUGACAUUGAGACAUAUCUGCUGGAGAAGGCUCGUGUAAUUUCGCAGCAAACUCUUGAGCGUUCGUACCACAUCUUCUAUCAGAUGAUGUCCGGAUCAGUGAAAGGCUUGAAGGAGAUGUGCUGUCUCUCAGACAACAUCCAGGACUACUACUUCGUCUCCCAAGGAAAGACGACAAUCCCCAACGUAGACGAUGGCGAGGAAUUGCAGCUGACCGACCAAGCCUUCGACGUUCUUGGAUUCACCCAAGAAGAGAAGAACGAUAUUUACAAGAUCACUGCUACCGUAAUGCACAUGGGAGGCAUGAAGUUCAAGCAGAGGGGUCGUGAAGAACAGGCUGAAGCUGACGGUACUGAGGAAGGUGAACGUGUCGCCAAAUUGCUCGGCGUGGACUGCCAAGAUAUGUACAAGAACUUGUUGAAACCGAGAAUCAAGGUCGGUAACGAAUUCGUCACCCAAGGUCGUAACAAGGACCAGGUAGCCUACUCCGUGGGUGCCAUGUCGAAGGCCAUGUUCGACAGGGUGUUCAAGUGGUUGGUCAAAAAGUGUAACGAAACCUUAGACACCAAGCAAAAACGUCAACACUUCAUUGGUGUACUGGAUAUUGCUGGUUUUGAGAUCUUCGACUACAACGGUUUCGAGCAACUUUGUAUCAACUUCACCAAUGAAAAACUGCAACAGUUCUUCAAUCACCACAUGUUUGUACUCGAACAGGAAGAGUACAAAAAAGAGGGAAUCAAUUGGGCUUUUAUUGACUUUGGAAUGGACUUGCUAGCCUGUAUUGAACUUAUUGAAAAGCCCAUGGGUAUCUUGUCCAUCCUUGAGGAAGAAUCUAUGUUCCCCAAAGCCACCGACAAGACCUUCGAGGAGAAGUUGAACAAUAACCAUCUCGGCAAGAGUCCCAACUUCUUGAAGCCUAAACCACCAAAGCCUGGUCAACAACCUGCCCACUUCGCUAUUGGCCAUUAUGCCGGAAAUGUACCAUACAACAUCACUGGAUGGCUCGAGAAGAACAAGGACCCGUUGAACGAUACCGUUGUUGACCAGUUCAAGAAAUCUACUAAUAAACUGUUGGUAGAAAUCUUCGCUGACCAUCCAGGACAGUCUGGCGGUGGCAAGGGAGAUGAUGCCGGUGGCAAGGGAGGACGUGGUAAGAAAGGAGGUGGUUUCUCCACUGUGUCUUCAUCAUACAAAGAACAGCUUAACAACCUGAUGACCACUUUGAGGGCUACCCAACCUCACUUCGUCCGUUGUAUCAUUCCCAAUGAGUUGAAACAACCUGGAGUGAUUGACUCUCACUUGGUUAUGCAUCAGCUGACCUGUAACGGUGUGCUUGAGGGUAUUCGUAUCUGUCGUAAAGGAUUCCCUAACAGAAUGAACUAUCCUGACUUCAAACUGCGGUACAAAAUCUUGGCACCCGCUGCAGUCGAUGCAGCCGCAAGUGAUCCAAAGAAGGCUGCUGGCGCUGUUCUGGAAGCAUCCGGUCUGGAUGCCGAUCAGUACCGUCUUGGACACACCAAGGUGUUCUUCCGUGCCGGAGUCUUGGGUCAGAUGGAGGAGUUCCGUGACGAACGUCUCAGCAAGAUUCUCUCCUGGAUGCAGGCCUUCAUGAGGGGUUACUUGGCCCGUAAGGACUACGCUAAACUUCAAGAACAGAGAUUGGCCCUCCAAAUUGUACAACGUAACUUGCGUAGAUAUCUUCAAUUGCGCACCUGGCCAUGGUGGAAAUUGUGGCAAAAGGUCAGGCCCCUUCUCAACGCCACCCGUAUCGAAGACGAACUUGCCGAAUUGCAAGAAAAGGCAAAGAAGUACGAGGAGUCAUGGAUAAGGGAGGAGAAAAUGCGAAAAGAGUUGGAGGAACUCAACACCAAACUCUUGCAAGAAAAGACCGACCUCCUGAAACAUCUUGAUGGAGAAAAGGGAGCCCUUUCAGAAUACCAGGAGAAGGCCCUUAAACUUGGAGCCCAGAAGGCCGAUCUCGAAUCCCAGUUGUCGGAUAUCACCGACAGAUUCCAACAGGAAGAGGAGGCAAGAAACAACCUCUUCCAAGGAAAGAAGAAGCUCGAACAAGAAGUCUCCGGCUUGAAGAAGGAUAUUGAGGAUCUCGAAUUGACGAUCCAAAAGUCCGAGCAAGAUAAGGCGACCAAAGACCACCAAAUCCGUAACCUCAAUGAAGAGAUUGCUCACCAAGACGAGCUCAUCAACAAGCUCAACAAAGAAAAGAAGAAUCAAGGUGAGGUUAACCAGAAGACCGCCGAAGAACUCCAAGCUGCUGAGGACAAGGUCAACCACCUUACCAAAGUCAAGGUCAAGCUCGAACAGACUCUUGAUGAACUCGAGGACACUCUUGAACGCGAAAAGAAAGUUCGCGCUGAUGUUGAGAAGACCAAGAGGAAGGUUGAGGGAGACCUCAAGCUUACUCAAGAGGCCGUUGCCGACCUUGAGAGGAACAAGAAGGAACUGGAACAGACCAUCCAGCGCAAGGACAAGGAACUCUCUUCCCUUACAGCCAAGCUGGAGGAUGAGCAGUCUCUUGUUGGCAAGCUCCAGAAGCAGAUCAAGGAGCUCCAGGCUCGCAUCGAGGAGCUCGAGGAAGAGGUCGAAGCUGAAAGGCAGGCACGUGCCAAGGCCGAAAAGCAGCGCAGCGACCUCGCUCGAGAACUCGAGGAACUCGGUGAGCGUCUCGAGGAGGCUGGCGGCGCUACUUCUGCUCAGAUUGAGCUCAACAAGAAGAGAGAAGCUGAGCUCAGCAAACUCCGUAGAGACCUUGAGGAAGCCAACAUCCAACACGAAUCCGCCCUUGGAAUUCUCCGCAAGAAGCAUAAUGAUGCUGUUGCUGAGAUGGGAGAGCAAAUCGACCAGCUCAACAAAAUCAAGGCCAGGAUUGAGAAGGAGAAGGUUCAGUACUUCAGUGAAUUGAACGAUCUCCGCGCUACUGUUGAUCACCUCAGCAACGAAAAGGCUGCCCAAGAGAAGAUUGCUAAGCAAUUGCAACAUCAGUUGAACGAGACUCAAGGCAAACUUGAGGAAGUGAACCGCACGUUGAACGACUUUGACUCUGCCAAGAAGAAGCUGUCGAUCGAGAACAGCGAUCUUUUGAGGCAGUUGGAAGAGGCCGAAUCACAGGUGAACCAACUUUCCAAGAUCAAGAUUUCAUUGACGACACAGUUGGAGGACACUAAGAGGCUCGCCGAUGAAGAAGGACGCGAACGCGCCACUCUUCUGGGUAAAUUCCGUAAUUUGGAACACGACCUGGACAAUAUCCGCGAACAAGUGGAGGAAGAAGCCGAAGGAAAGGCUGAUUUGCAGAGGCAGUUGAGCAAGGCCAACGCUGAGUCUCAACUCUGGCGUACAAAGUACGAAUCAGAAGGAGUAGCUCGUGCCGAGGAACUCGAGGAGGCUAAACGCAAAUUGCAGUGCCGUCUCGCCGAAGCCGAAGAGACCAUUGAGUCCCUCAACCAGAAGGUUAUUGCUUUGGAGAAGACAAAACAACGUCUUGCCACAGAAGUCGAAGAUCUCCAACUAGAAGUCGACCGUGCUACUGCCAUUGCCAACGCAGCCGAGAAGAAACAGAAGGCAUUCGACAAAAUCAUUGGCGAAUGGAAACUCAAGGUCGACGACCUUGCAGCGGAACUGGACGCCAGCCAAAAGGAGUGCCGCAACUACAGUACAGAGCUCUUCAGGCUCAAGGGUGCUUACGAAGAAAGCCAGGAACAGUUGGAAGCGGUUCGUCGCGAAAACAAGAACUUGGCCGAUGAAGUCAAGGACCUUUUGGACCAGAUUGGAGAGGGUGGCCGAAACAUCCACGAAAUCGAAAAGGCAAGGAAGCGCUUGGAGGCUGAGAAGGAUGAGCUGCAGGCAGCUUUGGAGGAAGCCGAGGCGGCUCUCGAGCAGGAAGAAAACAAAGUAUUGCGCAGCCAGCUUGAGCUCAGUCAAGUUAGGCAGGAGAUUGACCGUCGCAUCCAGGAGAAGGAAGAGGAGUUCGAAAAUACCAGAAAGAACCACCAACGCGCCCUUGACUCCAUGCAAGCAUCUCUCGAAGCCGAAGCUAAGGGCAAGGCUGAGGCUUUGCGCAUGAAGAAGAAGUUGGAGGCCGACAUCAACGAACUUGAAAUUGCCUUGGACCAUGCCAACAAGGCCAACGCUGAAGCACAAAAGAAUAUCAAGAGAUACCAACAACAACUUAAGGAUGUACAGACCGCCCUGGAAGAGGAACAAAGAGCACGUGAUGAGGCUCGAGAACUCCUUGGAAUCUCUGAACGUAGAGCAAAUGCUCUCCAGAACGAGCUUGAAGAAAGCAGACAACUCCUUGAACAAGCUGACCGUGGACGUCGCCAGGCUGAGCAAGAACUGGCUGAUGCUCAUGAGCAACUUAAUGAAAUUAGUGCCCAAAACGCUUCUAUCUCCGCCGCCAAGAGGAAACUUGAGGCAGAACUCCAAACCCUCCACUCCGACCUCGACGAACUUCUUAACGAGGCCAAGAACUCCGAAGAAAAGGCGAAGAAGGCUAUGGUUGACGCCGCUAGACUAGCCGAUGAACUCAGAGCAGAACAAGAUCACGCCCAAACCCAGGAGAAGCUUCGCAAGGCAUUGGAAACGCAAAUCAAGGACCUCCAAGUCCGCCUCGAUGAGGCCGAAGCCAAUGCACUCAAAGGAGGCAAGAAGGCUAUCCAGAAAUUGGAGCAACGCGUGCGUGAGCUUGAAAAUGAACUCGAUGGUGAACAGAGGAGACACGCCGACGCACAGAAGAACCUACGCAAAUCAGAGCGCCGCAUCAAGGAGCUCAGCUUCCAGGCCGAUGAGGACCGCAAAAACCACGAACGUAUGCAAGACUUGGUCGACAAAUUGCAACAGAAGAUCAAGACAUACAAGAGGCAAAUUGAGGAGGCAGAAGAGAUCGCAGCCCUUAAUCUUGCCAAGUUCCGUAAAGCACAACAAGAGCUCGAGGAAGCCGAAGAGAGAGCAGACCUCGCAGAACAGGCUAUUACCAAGUUCCGCACCAAGGGCCGUGGAGGCAGUGCCGCCCGUGGUCUUAGUCCAGCGCCACACCGACCUGCGUUCAACAAACCCCAGUUCGACGGUUCCGCAUUCCCACCACGCUUCGACCUACAGCCCGACGGUGAUUUUUAAGCUAACGCGUCGAGAACCCCGUAAUUUCGUCACUGUAAGUCAGCAAACAACGUCAUCCCACCUGCAAUAUCAUCAUCAUCAUCAUCAUCAUCAUCGAACUCAUACACAUCAUUUAU
Belonocnema kinseyi is the source of this 6320-nucleotide messenger RNA. RefSeq names its product myosin heavy chain, muscle (gene Mhc). The coding region runs from base 286 to 6204 and encodes 1972 amino acids. The transcript is spliced from 25 exons. The record is from RefSeq and is a predicted model, not a curated record. Gene Ontology annotation, molecular function: ATP binding; cytoskeletal motor activity; actin filament binding. NCBI's taxonomy places the organism in Eukaryota, Metazoa, Arthropoda, Insecta, Hymenoptera, Cynipidae. Gene Ontology annotation, cellular component: myosin complex.